AUAAUUCACAAAAGUAGUGAGCCUGUGCAGCCCUGGUUAUGGCCAAAAAAAUGUACUAGAAAAUACCGCCAUAGCUGUCAGUGUCACUUUUCCCGUUUCGCCUGUUUUAUUUGCCACGAAAUGGUUUUGCUAGACAAUUCGAACUUUAUCCUCCGCCUGGAGAAGAUCGCUAAUGCGGCCAAGAAGGACUCCUCCUUCACGCUGACGUUCAAGCGAUAUGAUGGCAACGAUAAGCCCGUGCCGAGGGAAGGACGGCCACCGCUGCCUAAGCCGGAGACCUACAUGUGCCUGAUGCGAGCCCAGUCCAAGUCCCAAAAGAUUUCCACCGUUGUCCGGCAGGAGGAUGUGCCCGCCAUGAUGGGCAUGUACUCGCAGUUCAUGAAGAGCAAGAUGGACGGGCUGAAGCGGGUGAAGAAGGUCAAAAGCAAGGCCAAGGCGACAAAGGGUUAAUCGGGGCGUAGUCUUAGUUAGAUUUUAUUUGACUGUUAACUGGUCGUUUGUUUUAAACCUUAAAUGCAUCAUUUUGUACGGAAA
Messenger RNA from Drosophila simulans, 534 nucleotides. RefSeq names its product signal recognition particle 14 kDa protein (gene Srp14). The transcript is spliced from 4 exons. The record is from RefSeq and is a predicted model, not a curated record. Lineage: Eukaryota; Metazoa; Arthropoda; Insecta; Diptera; Drosophilidae. Gene Ontology annotation, biological process: SRP-dependent cotranslational protein targeting to membrane. Gene Ontology annotation, molecular function: 7S RNA binding; endoplasmic reticulum signal sequence receptor activity. Gene Ontology annotation, cellular component: signal recognition particle, endoplasmic reticulum targeting. Bases 121 to 450 code for a protein of 109 amino acids.